Messenger RNA from Ilyonectria robusta, 528 nucleotides. RefSeq lists its product as uncharacterized. The coding region runs from base 1 to 528 and encodes 175 amino acids. The record is from RefSeq and is a predicted model, not a curated record. Lineage: Eukaryota; Fungi; Ascomycota; Sordariomycetes; Hypocreales; Nectriaceae. The transcript is spliced from 3 exons.
AUGGAGAGCCUCCAGCUUUCCCAAGUCCUCGCCGAUCUUAGCAAUCUCGGCGCCGCAGAACCCGAAGCUGCAGCUGCCAUCGUCAGUGCCAAUAUCCCCGUCGUCCAGAUCACUCGCCCCAGACUCGACGACCCCACGAACUCCGCCUCCGCCUCCCCCUCUCACCAGCUUCGCCCCUCGGGUCUCCAGCGGGCCUGGUCUUCCGAUACCAAGUUCGACAAGUUCGGUCGCCGUAUCCUCAUAAACUCCCCUUCCCGUUCCGGAUCCGCCGCCAACUCCAUCCCCGGCACUCCGCGACGUGGCGACUCUGAUUUUGAAGAUGAAGCCGAUCGAGCCUCGACCCUCAUAGCCCUCUACGAUAUCCGUUCCAAGCUCAAGCAACAGGACAACAGCAGCCUCGUCAAGGCUCGCGAGAAGAUCAAUGCCAUCGCUGCCAAGCAGCAGGCCCAGCAAGCCGCCGAGCGCAACUCCAAGGCUGCUGACCAGCUCCGCCGAAAUCGUUACUCUUUUCCCAAGCCGGGUCUCUAA